CUCAAAGUGAAAGGACCACCACGUUUGCAGUCCCAGUGAAAUCUUCCUCUUUUCUCUAAUAUCCAAACGAAGAUGACCAAAGCUACUUCGGAUAAGACCAAGGCUCUCGCCGCCAAGAAGGCUGCCUUGAAGGGUGUCAACGGUCAGAAGUCUCGCAAGAUCCGCACUUCGACCACCUUCAACCGCCCCAAGACCCUCAAGCUUGCUCGCAACCCCAAGUAUGCUCGCAAGUCUGUUCCCCAUGCUCCUCGCUUGGAUCAGUACAAGGUCUUGAAGGCUCCUCUCAACACCGAGUCUGCCAUGAAGAAGAUUGAGGAGAACAACACCCUCGUCUUCCUUGUCGAUGUUAAGGCUAACAAGCGCCAAAUCAAGGAUGCCUUGAAGAAGAUGUAUGAUGUUACCGCCCUCAAGGUCAACACCCUCAUCCGCCCUGAUGGCAACAAGAAGGCCUAUAUUAAGCUUACCGCCGAUGUCGAUGCUCUUGAUGUCGCCAACAAGAUUGGAUUCAUCUAAACGCUUUCAAUAAACCUCUUUGCUGCGCGCGCAUUGUUUUCCGUGUUGGCACUUCGAACAAAGAAAAUUUUAAUGCUACAUUACUUUUCCUCUUUCUACAUGUAAUUAAUGGUUCCUUCUCGACAGUUUUUAUUUGACUUUUUUGGGUCGUAUUUGGCGCUAUAUGAUAGCUCUUUGCUAAGUUGUUGUUACAUGUUAUUACAGAAUGAUGAAAGUGCAAAUAAGAACAACAGAG
This is a messenger RNA of Lobosporangium transversale, 748 nucleotides long. RefSeq names its product ribosomal protein L23a. Gene Ontology annotation, biological process: translation; ribosomal large subunit assembly. Lineage: Eukaryota; Fungi; Mortierellomycota; Mortierellomycetes; Mortierellales; Mortierellaceae. Gene Ontology annotation, molecular function: structural constituent of ribosome; rRNA binding. Bases 73 to 513 code for a protein of 146 amino acids. Gene Ontology annotation, cellular component: cytosolic large ribosomal subunit; ribosome. The transcript has 3 exons. The record is from RefSeq and is a predicted model, not a curated record.